CCCCGGGCACCGACCGCCGGGCUGAGAUGCUCCCCGGCGCGGGUCCCCUCGCUUUCCUCCUCCGGUGUCUGCUGCUGCUCUUCGCCUCCGAGAGCCGAGCACGGGCUCGGCCGGAUAUGUUCUGCGACUUCAAUGGCAAGAAGUACAGCCCAGGUGAGAGCUGGCACCCCUACCUGGAGCCGCAGGGGUUGAUGUACUGCAUCCGCUGCAGCUGCUCUGAGAAUGGCAACACGAGGUGCUAUCGGAUCCAGUGCCCCGCUCUGCAAUGUGCCAGCCCCGUCACGGACCCCCAGCAGUGCUGCCCACGGUGUCUCGAGCCAAAUUCCCCUUCUGGUCUCCGAGCACCUGUCAGAUCCUGCCAGUACAAUGGGACAACGUACCAGCAAGGAGAGAUGUUCACCACCAGUGAGCUCUUCCCCAGCCGCCAGCCCAACCAGUGUGUGCAGUGCAGCUGCUCUGAAGGCCAGAUUUACUGUGGCUUGGUGACCUGCCCAGAGCUGCUGUGCUCCAAUCCCCUAACCGUGCCAGAUUCCUGCUGCCAGGUCUGCAAAGAUGGCUCGUAUGAGAAGUCUUCGGAAGAGGAACCCCUGCAGUUAAACAGAGGUGUUAGGCACUCACAAGACCAGUGCUUGGGGGAAGCAAUGAACAGAAAGCCACCUGGAGCCACCGCAUCCACUGUGCUCAGUUCCUCGCUGGAGUUCAUCCCCAGGAGCUUCAAACCCAAGGGGGGAGGUGGCACCACCGUGAAGAUCCUUUUGAAAGAGAAGCACAAGAAAGCCUGUGUUUACAAUGGGAAGACCUACUCCCACGGAGAAGUGUGGCACCCCGUCUUCCGGCUCUAUGGGCUCCUGCCCUGCAUCCUGUGCACCUGCAGGGAUGGUGUCCAGGACUGCCAGAAGAUCACAUGCCCCAAGGAAUAUCCGUGUGACUCUCCGGAAAAAGUAGAUGGGAAGUGCUGUAAAAUAUGUCCAGAAACCAGAGUCAAACCCACUGAUGAAAUCAUCACUGAGAGAUGUGGCAAGACCCCCAACCACGUCCUGGUGUACAUGUUUGUGCCACCGAGCUCCGAGAACUCCAAGGAGAUCCUGAGGACAGUCGCUAUCGAGAAGGAGCUCACGGAAGAGGUGGAAAUCUAUAACUGGAAGCUGAUUAAAGGGAUAUUUCACUUGAUCCAAACCAAGAAGAUCAGCAAGCAGGAAUUCAAGCAAGAAGCACAGAACUUCAGGCUGAUCACCAGGACGAAUGAAGGUCACUGGAACAUCUUCCAAGCCCAGACAUCAGAGCUGAGGAUGACAGAGAGCCCAGAGAAAGAAACAAAGAACUUGUAAAGAAAAAAAAAAAGAAAAAAAGAAAAAAAGAAAUAACUUUAACCUAGCUAUUGAUUUAUCUACACCCACACACACAUACACACCUACACAUAUAUACGAAGAAAAGUUGCAUUAUUCAAUAGACUGGCACAGCAAUAAGAGAUACACUAGUGUAAAUGGCAGCAGCUCCAGCAGAUGAACCAAACCCAACCACCACCACCGUGUCCACACCAAAGCCACCAGGGCGACAUGAUGUCCCUCGGAGUGGGACUGGAGGAGGCCGUCGUGUCUCCUGCUGCUGAAGGAGCCAGGUGGGCAGAGGGGGAGUGCAAUGUGAAGACAGGAGGCAUUUCUGGGAGCCAGCGACCAAGCAGGAUGAGAACAUGCUUUGGAGCAUCGUGAUGACCUGCAAGGAGAGAAGACGUAUCUCUGUCUCCUUUCUUGGAGGCCCUGUGAUCUGCAAAAGUGGUUGUUGUUGUUGUUUUCCCAAAUACCCUCCAAAGGGUAUUGAAAAAUCUUGAGUCUUUCCUCCUGAUUCACAAUGGUCUGAGUUGGAAGGGAUCCCUAGAGGCCAUCUGGUCCAAAUCCCCAGCAAUGAACAGGGGCACCCACAGCUCCCUUGGAUGCUCUGUUUUGGCCAUUUCCCUUCUUUGCACGUCGUUUUUGGAGGACCCACCUGCUGACAGCAUGAAGGGGAGCCAGGGGCAUGGGGUGGUGGCACAAAUUUAGGUCCAACAGAACCAAAACUGCUUCUCAUGCUGUGGGGGUGGAGGAGGUGCCACUCGAUUGCUGGUACCACCUCUUUCUGUCCCCCUGUCCCCCCUGCAAGAAUGUAACCUCCAGCACUCGCCGCUCGCUGGCUCUGAGACUCCAAACACUGCACUAACGAAGCGUGUCAUUAUGCUCUAUAUUUAUCUAUAUCCUACAUACUAUCUUCUGGGCUGUAUUCACA
This is a messenger RNA of Lagopus muta (rock ptarmigan), 2259 nucleotides long. RefSeq names its product chordin like 2 (gene CHRDL2). Bases 27 to 1328 code for a protein of 433 amino acids. Gene Ontology annotation, molecular function: protein binding. The transcript is spliced from 11 exons. Lineage: Eukaryota; Metazoa; Chordata; Aves; Galliformes; Phasianidae. The record is from RefSeq and is a predicted model, not a curated record.